AUCGCGAUGGGGCUGCUGCUCCGGCGCCUCUUUCUCCUGGGAGCAGUGGUUGUCUUCCUGGGGGGCUGUUCUGGCUCUUCUUCACAUUUCCUCCAUAAUCUCUACAUGGUGUUUUCUGAGCCUGGCCAGGAACUGCCCCAGUUCAUGGCCAUGGGCUACGUGGAUGGCCAGCUCUACAUUAAGUAUGGCAAAGUCAUCGGUCAAGCCCUGCCUCAAGUCCCCUGGAUGGGGGAGAUUCAGAAGGCGGACCCCCUCUACUGGGAUGGCCAAGCCCAGAUUGCUCGGAACACGGAGCCAGUGUUCAAAGUGAACCUGGAGGGGGUGCGGAGUCACUACAACCACAGCCUUGGGGGGUUCCAUAUCCUACAGGGGAUAGUGAGCUGUGAACUCAACCAGGAUGGGAAGCUCAUUGGAGGGCGUUACCAGUAUGCCUACGACGGGAGGGACUUCCUGUCCUUCGACAAGGAGACCCUCACCUGGACGGCUUCUGAGCCUCAGGCUGAGAUUUCCAAGAGGAAGCUGGAUCCGCUCCUGGCCACUUCCCAAUACCUGAAAUCCUACCUGGAGGAGGAAUGCGUUGACUGGCUGCGAAAGCACCUGAAAUAUGGGAAGGAGAGUUUGCUGAGGACAGAGUCUCCGGUGGCAAGAGUGACGCUCAGGGCCGUCCACGAUGGCUGGGAGACCCUCUUCUGCCAAGCCUAUGGCUUCUACCCCAAGGAGAUCGACAUCGUCUGGGAGAGGGAUGGGGAAGCCUGGCACCAGGACACGUUCACCAGGGGGCUUGCCCCCAACUCGGAUGGGACCUACUACACCACACUCAGCAUCAGCAUUGACCGCAAGGAGAGGGGCCGCUUCCGGUGCCAUGUGGAACAUGACGGUCUGCCAGAGCCUCUGUACCUGGCCUGGGAGGAGCCAGCCUCAGUUUCCAGCAUGGGUCUGAUUGUGGGCAUCCUUUUUGGUGUCCUAGUUGCUCUUUUACUGGGAACUGGAGUCCUCUUCUACGUCAGUAAGUCAACAGGGAUGGGCUUGACUGGGAAGACUGCGGGCGUUCCUCUGUGA
This is a messenger RNA of Heteronotia binoei (common prickly gecko), 1059 nucleotides long. Its product is annotated as major histocompatibility complex class I-related gene protein-like. Gene Ontology annotation, cellular component: external side of plasma membrane. NCBI's taxonomy places the organism in Eukaryota, Metazoa, Chordata, Lepidosauria, Squamata, Gekkonidae. The coding region runs from base 7 to 1059 and encodes 350 amino acids. Gene Ontology annotation, biological process: immune response. The record is from RefSeq and is a predicted model, not a curated record. The transcript has 5 exons.